Molecule: messenger RNA, 2415 nt
Organism: Chelonus insularis
Lineage: Eukaryota; Metazoa; Arthropoda; Insecta; Hymenoptera; Braconidae
Product: facilitated trehalose transporter Tret1-2 homolog
Exons: 7
Coding region: 452-2092 (546 amino acids)
Biological process (GO): transmembrane transport
Cellular component (GO): membrane
Molecular function (GO): transmembrane transporter activity
Source: RefSeq, a predicted model, not a curated record
CACACUAGGUAGGAAGUAGAACUCAUGCAGAGAAACUUCAGUCGCUUUUAGUUGGUCGGGAGUGAGUUGAGUUCGUACGAGCUCGAGUGAUCUCGUUCUCGCGGCUUUGUCUUACGGCUCUGAAAUACAUCUGAUGAAUUAAACGAUGGUAUUCCUUCCAAUGCUAUGCCAAGGAGUUGACGUCGUUAAACUUGUGCCUUAAAUAAAAUAAAUAACAUAAUAACAAUAAAUAUUGUAAAAAUUACAAAAAAACAUACAUUUUUGAAUACAUAAAAAUUAACGCAUUUAUUUUUUGACGUCAUAAUAGGGAAUAAUAAAGUGUUAAGUGUAAACUCAAAAACUUUUUUUUACAAACAUCAGUAUUUUUUAACGGGCUGUGAAUAAUAAAUAUUCAUGUUAAUAAAAUAAUAAUAAAUAAAUAAUUAACAAAUAAUAAAUAAAAUAAAUAAUCAUGGAUCCAUAUAUGUUAAGUGUCGAGCGAGAGGCCUCAAAGAAUAUUGAGGAGAAUGAAAGAGAGUGCUUCAAGGAUGCCAUUGUAUCCAGUAGAAGUCUUAACAAAGGAUAUGUUCCAUCAACUCAACUGAAGAAUGCGGUACCGGAGAUCAUUGCAUGUGUUUUGUCUACUACUUUUCAUAUUGCAGUAGGAUUAAGUAUGGCAUACUCAGCUAUUCUUAUUCCUCGCCUAGAAGAUCCUAACUCUGACAUAACAGCUACGAAAACAGAAACUUCAUGGAUAGCAAGUAUUAUCGUAGUAGCAGUUCCAGCAGGAUCUUUAUUAGGAGGUUUUCUCAUGGAAAUAUUUGGACGGAUAAGAACACUUCAGCUAGGAUCAAUAGGUUACGUGAUCGGCUGGAUUUUAAUUGCAACAUCAACAAAUGUCUCCAUGAUUUUAGUCGGGCGAAUGUUGACCGGCCUAGCAACAGCUACAUCAACAUCCCCAGCUAUUGUUUACAUUACUGAAGUUGCCAGACCUGAAUUGCGAGGUUCUUUGAUGUCAUUCGGACCAACUCUAGCAUCAUUUGGAAUGCUUUUGGUGUAUUUGAAGGGUGCUUACAUGUCUUGGAGACUAGUAGCAUGGCUUGGUAUUAUUUAUGCAAUAGUUCCUGUCUUCCUCGUCCAAUUUUUUGUGCCUGAAUCACCUGUCUGGCUUGUCUCCAAAGGCAGAAUUGAGGAUGCUAAAAAAAAUUUAGAGUGGAUUUACAAAUCUGAAGAUAAAGUUGCUGGAAAAGUUUCAGCUGCCGAACAAGCUUUUACGACAAUUAUCAAAGAGAAUGAAAUAAAAUUAAGUGACCAACGAAGAAGUAAACGAAAUGGAUUUCAAACUAAAGUAGCAGCUUUUGCUAAACCAACUGGAUUGAAGCCGAUUUUUAUUCUAUUUUUAUUCUUCCUUUUUCAACAAUUUUCAGGAAUUUAUAUAACUUUAUUUUAUGCCGUGACUUGGUUUCAAGAAGUUGGCGCUGGUGUUAAUGAAUAUCUAGCAUCUAUCUUAGUUGGCUUAACUCGUUUCUUAUGUUCAAUGGUCAACACUUGGCUGCUACGACGCUAUAAAAGACGCCCUUUAUGUAUUAUUUCGUCUUUGGGCAUGGCAGCUUGUAUGAGUAUUUCUGGAUAUUUUACACUGCAAAUAAAAAAUGGUAACUCUUCUGGAAGUUGGGUACCAGUACUCUGCCUUUUACUGUACGUUUGUACCUCUAUGAUUGGUAUGCUUACAAUUCCAUGGACCAUGACUGCCGAAUUAUUUCCAACUGAAAUCCGAGGAAUCGCACAGUCAUUCAGUUAUGCAAUGGCCAAUAUUUUAAUGUUUGCUGCAGUACAAAGUUAUCGUGGACUUACAGUAUUUUUAGGAGGAUCUCACGCCAUUCAAUGGUUCUUUGCUGGAGUUUCAUUAGGUGCUGUUGUAUUUGUGUGGCUUUUAUUACCCGAAACUCAUGGCAAAAAAUUAUCAGAAAUUGAAGAAUAUUGGCAACACAAUUUCAUAGCUUGCGGUGCCGAAGCUAAAGCACGAAAGAGACGAGCUAAGAGGCGUGCACAAGCUAAAGCUCAAGCUCAAGUCACCGUGCCAUUAAAUCCAAAGAAAGCUGAGCCAGUUUAAAAUAUUUUUUUUUAUUCUUAUGUUUUAACGAAAAAUCAUUCCAUUAGUAACAUUUUUGGAUUGAUUUUAUUCAAACCUGCGUAGACUUUUUAAAGUAAAAAAGUACGUAUUACUCAUAUGUUUCAAUAUUUUUUUUUCUCAACAAGCUUUACUAUCUUUGCAAAAAGAUAUUGAUAAUAAUAAUAGUGAUGAUAUCUUUGUGUUGGUAUAGAAAUUAAAUUUGUACAAAAAUAGAAUAACACUUAGAUGAAUAUAAGCACCAAUAAAUGAAAGUAUUUGAAUGUCAUAAGACCCAAUAUUAAAUUUUAAAAUCCAUAAAAAAA